This is a messenger RNA of Petromyzon marinus (sea lamprey), 4401 nucleotides long. Lineage: Eukaryota; Metazoa; Chordata; Hyperoartia; Petromyzontiformes; Petromyzontidae. The record is from RefSeq and is a predicted model, not a curated record.
CUCCUCCCUCUUCACGCACCGCGACGCUGAGACCACGCCCCUUGCCGACUUCACACUGCGCGGCCCCGGCUCAGGCUCAGGAGGAGGAGAGGGCAGGGGACUCACCCCCAGCCCGACACCGCAGCAGGGGACGCAGCGGCUGCCCGCGCUGCCGUCUUUCCACUUCGUCUGCCUUCUUCACACUUCUUCGCUAUGGCCCUGCGACGCUCGCAUCGCUUGAAGGCGGUGCCGCCGCCGCCGCCGCCGCCGCCGGCCAGCCCGUAACGUCGCAAUGGACAGGAAGGGCCACGCGUUGGCCGUCACGGCCUUCCCACUGGACGCCGAGGGGAACCUGAUGGAGGACGCCCCCAGGCCGCCGGUGCCCGGUAAGGAAGACCGCCCCCGCACCGGCUGCCGCAUCGCCGCCUUCAAACCCCCGGCGGGCAACGGGGCGGCCGCGGCCGCGGUCGAGCGCGCCGCCGCCGCCGCCGCCGCCGCCGCCGCCGGCGGCAAGUGGUGCACGCCGCGGCGGCACGACUACGACCUGGGCUUCGAGCCUGAGGGCAGCGCCUGCGCCGCGGCGCCGUACGCCCGCUGCGGCGAGACGCUGCCGGCGCUGCUGAACGACCCGGACGGCGCGCACCUCCUGCGCGCGUUCCUGCGCGGGCGCGGCCUCGUCGACCUGGUCGACUUCUGGUUCGCGUGCAAGGGCCUGCGCAAGCAGCCGCACGCCCGCGCCGCCCGCGCCGCCCGCGCCAUUUACAAGCGCUACGUGGCGGACGUGGGCGGCGUGGUGGCGUCCCGCCUCAAGCCGUCGACGCGCUCCGCCGUGCGGGAGGCCGUGCUGGCGCAAGCGGUGGGCGGCGGCGGCGGCGCCGGCGCCGGCGAUUGCGGAGUAGGUGGCGGGGAGGGAGCGUUCGACCGGGCGCAGGGCGAGGUGCAGCGCUGCCUGGAGGAGGCGGCGUACCCGGCGUUCCUGCGCUCGGACGCGUACCUGCGCCACGUGCUUGCGGAGAGCGCCAGCGGCAAGGAUCACGGGAAGGUGGUGGUGCUGGUUCGGCUGCCAAACGAUGCUGCCGAGGAGGAGGAGCAGCAGCAGGAGGAGGAGGAGGAGGAGGCAGCGCCGGUUCGGACAGAGUGGACGGAACGCGGUUUUGGUGGGCUGGUGCAGUCGGAGCCACUGUCCGAGGCGACGUCGUGCCGGUACGACCCGGCAAACAGCGUCAACGACAGCGAGUACGCCGCGUCGAGCGGCGGCACCGCCACGGACGACGGCGCCUCCGUGGCCGAUAGCGCCAGCGUCCGGUACGGAGCGCCGGACUUUAGCCACAGGGCACCGCCACACGCCGAGAGGACGCGCCCGGCUUCUGGCGGUGCCGGGGAGCCGCUCCACCCGCCGUGGGCGGUGCGAGUGCCGCGGGUGGCCAGGCGCUCGGAGCCGGCAGUGUUUGCGGCAGAGCUGAUCCGGCGCCUGAACUCGGUGCAGAUGGAGCGGCACUGUCAGCACCAGCCGCUGCUGUACAGCCAGCAGCAGCAGCAGCAGCAGCAGCAUCAGGAGGAGGAGGAGCGGCAAGAGGAGGAGGAGGAAGAGGAGGAGACGGUGACGAUGGCGACACUGGGACUGCCGGGCGCGUCCGUGCUGCCGGCACUGCACCCGUUUGCGCUGCUCUUGCGUGCCGGCGCCGAUGCCGACGACGACCCCGAGCGAAUCCUGGACCAGCACGUGUCGCGAGUCCUGCGCACCCCCGUGGUGUGCCGCUCGCCCACCAGCCGCCCCCACCAGCACGGCCACCAGCACGGCCACCAGCACGGCCACCAGCACCACCACCACGCGGCCGGCGGCCAGCAAGCCGCAGCGGUGGGCGGACGGGCGCUACCGCUGGACAGGAGCCAGCACGGGGCGACGGCCGCCCCCUUCAGGAAGGCCAUCCCGGCGGAGGAGGUGGACAGGGCGAGGCAGAUCUGGAAGUGGCUGGUGGAGGGAGAGAGGGAUGGGCUCGGGCACGUGCACAGCGAGCUGGUGGUGGAACGGCCCUGGGGCCCCCCUCCCAGGCGCCGGGUGGUGCAGCCCAACCACCCGUUCCUGCAGGACCCGUCCAUGCCACCCCCGCCCCCCCCCAACACCACCGUGCAGCUGGAGGAGGCCAAGCGGCGUCUGGAGGAGGAGCAGCUGGUGCCCUUGAGCCGGAGCGCCCAGCCCGGCAAGCACAAGUACGUCCAGGAGGUGAUUGAGAGGGGCCGCAGUCUGGCCAGGGGCGUCGCCGCGCCCAUCGCGAGCGCCGUUUCCACCGUCCCGGACGCACACGCUGCGGAGUACGGUCGGAGAACGGGACGGCGCCUGGGAGCUCGUGGCCCCGGCGGGGAGGAGGAGGAGGAGGAGGGGGAGGGUGGGCCAGCGGGGGGCGGCGUGGUGGUGGCGUACUACUUCUGCGGGGAGCCCAUCCCGUACCGUUCCAGGGUGAGGGGGGAUUCCCUCACCCUCGCCCACUUCAAGGAGCUGCUCACCAAGAAGGGCAACUACAGGUUCUACUUCAAGAAGGCGAGUGAGGAGUUUGAGUGCGGGGUCGUGUUCGAGGAGGUGCGCGACGACAAGGCCCUGCUGCCCCUCUACCAGGGCAAGGUCGUGGGCAAGGUGGAGAAGGUGGAGGGAGGAAGUCCCCCCCUCAGGUCCUGAGGUCGCCCGCCCCGAGGUCGAGCGGCCUCCUGCAGGGGAGCCCCUCGCCCCCGCGGGCGUGGAGCGUGGUGGGAGGGCCGAGCGUGGGCGGCCCGAGGGCACCGGUCGUCGUGCCGGGGAUGCGCGAGGGUCGAGCGGGCCUCGGCGUCCACCUCCGAUGAGCCGCGGCUGGCCACGUGCGGUGCGAAAGGAGUCCGACGUAUGGACGUGCGUACGCCGGAACGUUCGGCUGGAGACGGAAGAGGAGGCUCGCGCGAGCGACGUCACGUCGCGUCACGAACGCGCCAUGCGCGCUGGGGAGAGGAGCUCCGCUUUGGUGAAGGAUGCCGUGGCGUGACGUACAAUGCCACUUGGUGUGUGUGGGGGGCGGGGCGGGGCGUGGUGCUGGUCACCCACCCCCUCGUGUGCCGCGCUGGCUUUCGUAGGUGCUGCUACUCGCUCAAAGCACUUGCCCCGACGGUCUGUUGAGGCUAUACGGGGGGGAUCUUUGUCUUUGUGUGGGGGGCACGGGUGUGGAUAGGGUCACAGAGAACUAUGGGUAGAAGAUGCACGCAGCUUUGGGAUUGUGGUGUGGUGCUGUAUACAAGAUAACGGCGAUGUGGCACGGUGUGAUGCGGUGUGGUGGUGUAAGAUACACUGGGGGUGUGACGGGUGUUUAUAUUGUUUUGAGAACAGGGAUACGGUAGAGCAAAUGGGCCAGACUAAAAUUUGUUAACAUUUGGUUUAAAAUACCUUGGAUUUUUCUCGCUUGUCAACAUUUACAUCGGCGCCACGGUGGCAACACGUUAUUUACUUUGCCCGGUAUACAAGAGGUCGUGGGUUUGAUCCCGACCCUGAUGGCUGCUGCAUAUGUUGGAGUCUGCAUGUCUCUCUCUCCCCAUGGUCACAGGUGUGAGCCACCAGCCUCCUGUGACCAGGCUGAGACCCAUCGACUCGUCGCACGGACGUUAACCCCCCCCCCCCACCCUUGGCUAACAAACUAAGUGGAGGCAUAGCAGUGCAUUUGACUUACCACUCGCAAAGCCGUUUAGCCGCUCCUCGCACCUCACAUUAAUGCACACACUCCCUGGCAACGUGCGUAAGGGUCACAUGUAGAUAUUGCACGUGGGUCAUGUAAGUAUUUGCUAUCUUUUUUUAAUUUAUUAUGGUAUGCAUUUGUAAUAUGUAAAUAUAUUUUAAAGAGAGAACCCCCACCUCCUUUGAUUAGUGACGGUCCCUGGGGCUAAUCUGCGUGCGUGCGGGCGGGCGUGGGGGGAGGGGUAACGAUGACGACAGAAAUGGGGGGGGCGCGCGCGGGUGUCGGUCAUGUGACUGCAACCGCGAGGGCGCGACGGGCACGGGUUUACUUUGUCUCAACACGGUGAGAGAGUCGACGCCGAGAUCGAGUCCUCGCGGUUACUCGAGCUCGCGGGAUAAGUUCGGUGGAGGGGGGGGUGGAGGGGGGGGCGUCCAAACGAAAAAAUUAACGAGAGCAGCCAUCCUUUUCGAAUGCGGUAAAGAAACUCGAUGAUUAUUCAAGAGCCGCAGUCGGUGCACGCGGCGAAGGCGAGACGGCGGUUCCUUAAUAAAUCGCUUUCACUGAGCAGUCCCUUGAAGAGCCGCAGGCUUGCCAACCCCUGGGCGCCAAGGUGGCUAUGAGAUGUUAACGACCUCGCCUGGUGUGCAGGAGGUCAUGGGUUCGAUCUCGACCCUGACGCCUGCUGCUGUAUGUUUGGAGUUUGCGUGUCUCUCUCUCUCCCCGUGGUCAC